AUGCCUUCCGUUUUGCCCAUUCGUCACGGCCCUCUUUGGCAAAUACAAAAAAGAGCCAAGCUAGAAAGCGUGAAUGGGCAUCAAAUCGAACCUGCACAUUUUCAGGACAAUUUGGAAAAGAAAGUGUCUGCAAAAAAACAAACCCACGAUGCAAUAUUGGCGGAGCGGUGUAAUGCUCUGAUCGCAUCGGCUGAAGAGGAAAGGAAGAAAAUCAUUGGCGAGCUAGCUCUUGCGAUAAUCGAAAAGCCCCAAGAAAAGAUAUUAAAUUUGAAGACGCUUGUUGAAUAUGCCAAUGCUUUAUUGUUUCUCUCCUUGUCAAGCCAAGAUGAACAGACGGUUGCCGCCUUCAAAUUGGUUUCAAGAGACGUUGCCCAACAGCGGGACUAUGAAUGUUCAUUGUUGCUGUACUAUCAAAAGUACAUUAAUGUCCUUACUCACGGGUCCGAGUUGCUUUUAAAGCCCAAUUCUGCAGGUAUUUCCGAAAAGAUUUGCAUGCUUUCCAUCAAGUGCUUGCUUGAGUUGCUGAAAGUUGCCUUGCAUUUCAACUUUAGCCAGCGAGUGACGUCUGCCGUUUGCAAAUAUCUGGCCAUUCCGUCCAGAAUGGAAACAAAAAAAUUAACAGAGCUAAUUGGCUCUACCAUCAAAGAAGUUUUUGCCACCGAUGAUAUAGGGUUCAAAACGGCUAGCAUACUGGAAAGUGCAUCUCACGCAGCUCAGAAAAACUCAUACAUCGUCCAUCCCAUGAAUCUAAAGGAGCAAAUCAAGUGGAGGAAAGAGCUGGAAGAAAACGAGGCCGUCAUUAGUGUCGAGAGGAAGAACAGGGCGCAUCAAGACAAUAUGGUUUUUUUAUUCAAAAUAUACAUCGGGAUUUUAAAAAAAUGCCCCCCAGUUGGCUGUCACCGUUUACCGUUGAUUGCGGGCGUGUGCAGGGGAUUGACAAAGUUUUCUUUUCUCAUCGAUUCGAUCUAUUUUUCGGAUCUAAUUUCCUCGUUGAAACCGUUUGGGGAGGAUUUUGUUUGCGCAUCGAAAAUGGAGGUCCACUGGGAUGUUUGUCAUUACUUGGUUGCGGUGUUUACCAUUGCCUCGCACCAGAAAUCCAUUCAAUUUGACCUGGCUUUUUAUUACCAUCUUUUUUACAAGUUCCUGCGUCUUGCAUUCGCACAUGUUCUUUUUGAUUUUUCUCUUCAUCCCUGCUACACACCUUCAAUGGGAGGCUCGUCUGCUAAAGGAAAAAACCGGCCUGCUCCAAAAAACAUCUUUUCUGAAUGGAAACCAACAUUUACAUGCAAAGAUGCAGACCUCUUUUCGCUAACGCCAAGCCAAAGAACAUUGCUACAAGCAACAAUUACAGAGUUAUUUUCUCGACAGAGCAACCUUCCUAAUUCUCGGGUUGCCUCAUUUGCCCAAAGAUUGGUGUGGAUCUGCAUGGCGAAAAUCGCACCAGAAACUGUGACAUUUCUGCUCGAUAAUUUAUCUUCAAUUGGCAAGGCAUMCCCUGCCAUAUUCAAGAUGCUGUUUUCGCCAUCCUCAACAUCCUCUGGAGAGGUUCUUUGCAUAAAUACGAUAGGAAGUGACUUUGACCCUAUUCUUGAUGAUCCGGAUAAUUGCAAUGCUGUGGAGUAUUCUCCGACCCCGCUUUUUUCAUUCCUUUCAAAGUAUUCAUCGCAAAAAUUACUUGAAAUUCUCGAUGGACUUGGAAUUUCAGCCAAAAGCCAUCCAGAGCAGGUGGCCCAUCUUGGCUCAAAAGUCACAUCGCAAUUGCCGCAUUCCAUUUCUCGUAUUGAAAGAGCAAAAGAUAUCAUCCAAUCAGAGCUCGAAAACAUGUCCCUCAAUAGGGGGGAUGCUAUGUUGCCUAGAUUGUCACUCCAAACCCAGUCGAGGUCUUCUAGAUCGAGUCUAUCGGAGCGCGACAAGGGCAUUGAAAAGCAGCUACAAAUCACCAAAGCCUUUCUUUCCACCAUUCCCCCAUUAGAUGAAUGA
Molecule: messenger RNA, 1980 nt
Organism: Mitosporidium daphniae
Lineage: Eukaryota; Fungi; Microsporidia
Exons: 5
Coding region: 1-1980 (659 amino acids)
Biological process (GO): DNA replication initiation
Cellular component (GO): nucleolus
Molecular function (GO): chromatin binding
Source: RefSeq, a predicted model, not a curated record